AUGUUUUUUUUUAAAAAUGUUAGAAGAUGUUGUUUUUACACCAAAAUAUAUGAAAAUAUAAAAAUUGUGAAGCGAGUGAAGUUGGAGGGGAGGGCCUCGCCUCCUGAUGGAGGGGGGGGGUCGAAGUUUCGGCGAACUGAACCAGAACAGUCGUGUGCCCCGGAGAAGGAACAGACGAAAGAGUGCAGUCCCUCCUUGAAGGACAUCAAAAAGGAUAAAAGUAAACAGUUUUACAAACAUGUGUAUCAAAAAAUAAAACAGAAGAAUGUUAAGUUGGGAUAUUAUGAGGAGGGUUUAUCAGAUGGCUUUCUCCACGGAGGAGAGGCAAGAGAAGGCCCCCCCUUGGAGGAAGACCCGCAGGAGGGAAGUGAAAAAGAAGUCCUCAGGAAAAGCCACCCCCCGUUUAGUGAAACCCCAAGUGAAGACAAAAUAGCCAUAUCGGAGAAAUGGCACCAAAGGGGAGACACAAAUUGGAAAGAAAAAGUAGCAGCACGAUUAACCCUCCAACGGGGCAUUCAAAGUGGGAAAGGAAAAAGCAUUAAGGAGGAAAAAUAUCUGAAGGUGAAAAAUAACUAUUUAAAAAGUAAGGAUGUGUAUUUGAAGGUUAAGGACGGGCAUGUGAGUGGGUACAGUAAAGGAGAUAGGGAUCGGCAAGGGGAAGAUUCACCCACAAAGUGGAGUGCAGUUUUGGUAAAUCCCUCCGUGCGAUCCAGGGGAUAUAAAUUCAAGGGGGAAAAAAAGGAGGGAGGACCAGAAGGGAGAAUGGCCGAUCAGUAUCGAGAAGGAGAUUCAGUGGACGGAAUGCCAAACAGAACAGAAGAAGGGAUGGAAACAAAAAGGGUUGGUAAAAACGAAGGGGAAAAUGGAAGCCUUAAAAGUAAAAGCCCUCUUAGUGGAAAUAGCAACCAUACAAAUAAACAGCUGAUGUACCUCCACUAUAAUGAUAAAAAUAAGUUACUCAAAGAUUUACCAAAUGGGAAAGACAAUAAAGAGAGCAUUCCUUUUGAACCCAAAUUGGAGAAGGCAAAAAAUGUGAAGGGGCAUUCCCAAGCAGAUGCCGAAGUAGCGGAUAAAAAUUACAUCGAUGUGGAGUAUGAACAUUAUUGGGAUAGCGAAAAGAUAAAAAAAGUUUUAGAGCUACAAAAAAAUAGGGAGAAAAUUUUUAAAAAUAAAUUAUUCAAAGGAGUAUUAUGUGUAUCCCCUUAUGAUACGAGCAAGUGUGUUGUGGUUAGUGAAGAAGAUCCUUUGGGUUUUUUGAAAAAGGACGUUUUUACCAUUUAUGGCUAUAUUAGCCGCAACAGGGCACUGAACGAGGAUGUAGUGUAUGCCUAUACGGCUCGAAGAAAAAUCAAACGGUCUGGAAAUUUAGAAAAUGAGGAGGAAUUUCUCGAAGCGAGUCAAGAGGGUACCAUCUCGCUGAGCGAAAAGGAGGAAGAAAAAACGGAACAUUUUUGCAGAGUUGUUAACAUCGUUGAACGGAGGAAUGACCCAAUUGUUUGCACCUUGAAUUAUUUAAAUAUUAAUAAAAGUAUAAACAACACAUUUGGCAGGAAGGACGCACCACAGUUGAGAAGUGAUAACUCGUUGAGAAAUCCUCCCAAUGUAAGAACGCCCCACAGGGAAGGAAGUAACAUGGUAUAUGACCUCAAGGAUGAAGAACCCUUCCCCAGGAAGACGCCUCAAAAAGGCCAUAGAGAAAACACCCCCUUGUGCGCCAAGGUACAGCCCAUUGACCCUAGAUUACCCUGUUUCAUAUACGACGCCUCCAGCUGCAUGUUAAAUAGAUUGUUGCAAUAUUUGAAGAGAAAGAAAAUAAAUUUGUACCUCCUGGUGAAGUUUAAAAAAUGGGAGACACAUCAGAUCAAUCCAUAUGGAAGUAUCACUACCAUUUUAGGAAAUGAAAAGAACUUUUUGGGAGUCAUUUAUUUUUUUAUCCAUUUUUACAAAAUACAUUUUCAUAUUUAUGAGAGGAGUGAUAUGUCUUAUUUGAAGAGCAAAAUGGAGGUGGGAGACAAAGUCCUGGCAGCUUUUGCCAACCGUCAGUGGGGGGCAACCGAUGGAAAGGGGGAAGCAGCGUCAGGGGAAGUAGUAGACCGAGAAAGAGAAUCCUCACCUAUCCUAGAGCACCGGCUCAAAAUGGCCUACUUGAAAAACUUCCAAGAAAAUAAUAAGCGUAUCGAAAAGUACAUGUUAAAAAGCUUCCUUAAAAAUAGGGAAAUUAUUACCAACCUGGAUAUAUUUACCAUAGACCCUCCGAGUGCAAAGGAUUUGGAUGACGCUCUGUCCAUCGAAUUUGUUGGCAGCGACACGAAUUCUGCGAAUGAAUUUGAGUACAGAAUAGGGGUGCACAUUUCUGACGUCUCCUUCUUCGUUACCCCCGACUCGUACUACGACAGGGUGGCCUCCAAAGUGUGCAACACGAUAUACAUGGACCUAAUGGUCAUCCACAUGCUCCCCUCCAUUUUGAGCGAAGAAAUUUGUUCCCUGAACACCGAGGGCGAGAAGCUGUCCUUUUCCGUCUUUUUCCGCGUGAGCAGUCGGGCGAAUCCGUACGACGUCGCGAAGGGGAAGAUCGGAGAAAGUGGAGAAAAAAAUGGAAAAAGUGAAGAAAAAAAUGGAAAAAGUGAAGAAAGAGACGAAAGAGAUGAAGGAGACGAAAGAGAUGAAAGAGACGAAAGAGACGAAAGCGGCAAAAGCGGCAGAAGCGCAAUGAAUGAAACGGGUGUCGAAAUUAAGAAGAGCCUAAUCAGGAGCAAGCACAAACUGAACUAUGAUACGGUUGAGGAUUUCCUGGACGAAGUGUAUGCCAGCCUUCACCAAAGCACUAACAAUAUAAAGGAAAAGGAAGAAGAUAUUUUAGUGAGGGGGAAUCUCCCAUUAAGCUGUUUCUCCUUUGUUGUAAAUUUUGAAGAAACGUGCAAAAGGUAUGGUCUGAGCACCAAGUUGGGAAGCGACAUAUUUCGAUUAUUCUUGUUGUCCAAAAUGCUGAAGGAGAAGAGUGGACGGAAGAGCGUCAAUUCCAAGCCGUCCUUGUUAUUUAUGUUUAAUGAGGCAGACACAGGUGGGUCCUGUGCUCGCGAUAGGGGGGUACCUAUCGGGGUGGAAGAACUGGAGGAAUGUUAUUCGGAGGGAGGAGACAAUCUUAGUGGCAAGCUUAGUAGUCAUUUUAACGAUGAUGCACUUAACGAGCGUUUGGAGGCCUUCCUGAAGAAGAGGAAAGUGCAAGCCCUGCUGGACGAAAUGGAUGUGGAAAAUAUUCGUGUGGAAAAAGUUGAGUACAAAGCAAAGAGCCACAUGUUAAUAGAAGAAAUGAUGAUUUUAACAAAUUUUUUAGUAGCCAAUAAAAUUAGCCAAAGUAAAAAAUUGGGAAUUCUGAGGAUACAUGAAAAUACCUCUGAGGAGAUAAAGAAUAAUCUCCUUCACAUUAUUGACCAUAACACGUACAGCCGAAUUGAUGCCAUGAUUGACGUAAAAAGAAGUAGUAUUAACGACAUUUUAAACGUUUGUGAAGAAAUUUUGGACACUAAUCAACUGAUGUGCAUGCAGUACAACAUUUUGAAGCAUUACAAGGAAGCUAUUUACAUCCCCUACACAGAAGGGGAGAAGAAGACGCAUCACUUCGGCUUGGCACUGAGCAAAUAUAUUCAUUUCACCUCCCCCAUAAGGAGAUAUAUCGAUAUUAUUACACACAGAAUUUUAGGUACUAUUGUGGAAAACGACGAGAAGGGGUUAACUUACAGCUACGAGGACUUGAAGAGAAUUUGCGACCAGUGCAAUUUUCAGAAAAAAAAAACGGACGAGGCGCAGAUUCACUUGAAGAAUGUCCUCCUUAAUAGAUACCUCAUAUAUUUGAACGAAGCCUACAAAGGGGAGAAGCGACUGGUGGGAAAUGCACCUAAGGAGGCUGUCAAAGAUGGAGGCAAACUCAGUUCGAAAGAUGUGUCACUGAGUGGGCUUCACCCAGAGGAGGGAAGAACUCCCCAUGAUAACACCCCACAGUGCAUCACCCGCUUUGAAAAAAAGAAGCACCCAAUUGACCUGCCGCAGAAGAAAGAAACGGAUCACCUUACGCACAAAGAAUGUGAAAUGGACGAAUCCCUUGAACCUAUUAAGAAGUACUUCUACAGGAGGGAUGGCCUUAUAUGCUUCCCAACCGAAGCGUACAUUCAAGAAAUAGUGAUAACGAAAAGCGUAAAAGAGAGCAUUUGCCUGAAUAUACUAUUUAAGAAUUAUAUUGAUGUGGAUGGAAUAGACGAUCCUGAUGAGGAGUAUACAUGGAAGACGUACACGUACACGUCCUACAUGUUGAGCUCAUCCAAGGGAAGUAACCCUAUGAGUAGCUACCCCAUGGAAAAGAGCACUUUGAUUACGGACCGUCUGAAGGUCAUAAAUGAGGCGAAUGACGAAAUGACCACCGCUAAUCACAAUAGAGAAGAAAACGAAAAAUAUAAAUUUAAAAAAAGCCCAAUUGAGAAUGGCAAAUUGAAAAAUGCAGUCGUCUUUUAUGUGCCCUUGCUAGAAACAGAGAAGUCAAUCAGUGACAGCUUGCUGAAUCUGACGUUCGAAUUUAUUUCUCUAUCGUAUCAGGAAAGUACCUUUGUGUGUGAUUUAUCGAGAGGGGUGCUGUACAGGGUGGGCGGAAAUGCAACUGCCAUGAAAGGGUCGCGCAGCGGUGGGCCUCUGGAGGGGGACGCGAAAGAGGAAGAGCAGACAGCGGAAGAGCAUACAGCGGAAGAGCAUACAGCGGAAAAGCAUACAGCUGAAAAGCAUACAGCUGAAAAGCAGAAUAAGGAGCACACGGUGCAAAACAGAGCAACCCUGCAUAUCCCCAGUGUCCUCAAAAAAAUAAACAACCCCCAAUUUAGCGUUAAAUACGAAGUACUAAAACUGGAUGAGAAAAAGGCCUUUCAAGAAAUUUACGACGUUCUGUACAUCCAUGACGUUUUCUUCAAGCGGGUUGAAGAAGCGAAAUCGAGAGGGAAUCCCAGAGGAGGUCUACACCAUGAGAAUUUUUCUACCGAUGAACAUAGUAAACGAGAUGUUGGCCCCAUGGAGAACCCUGCUCGUUUCGAUGGGGAAAAAGGCGAAAGGAAUAAAGCAUCGAAUGAAGAUGCAAGAAGGGAGUGCGUUGAAGAAGGGCCAACCGAGGAGUAUGAAACGAUAAGCAGGUUUCAGAAGAAGGAAAUUUUGAUUGUCCCCGGAUCGCAGGUGUGGACCUUGCGCUUGGCAUGA
Plasmodium cynomolgi strain B is the source of this 5232-nucleotide messenger RNA. RefSeq lists its product as hypothetical. The record is from RefSeq and is a predicted model, not a curated record. Gene Ontology annotation, cellular component: P-body; exosome (RNase complex). Gene Ontology annotation, biological process: mRNA catabolic process. Lineage: Eukaryota; Apicomplexa; Aconoidasida; Haemosporida; Plasmodiidae. Bases 1 to 5232 code for a protein of 1743 amino acids. Gene Ontology annotation, molecular function: 3'-5'-RNA exonuclease activity; RNA binding. The transcript has 2 exons.